AUGCCUGUCAUUGCUGGUCCGCCUCAGGGCCACGGCCCUUCUACCUUUGACAAGAUGAAAAUGGGCGCUAUGAUGGGAACCUCCGUCGGCAUGAUCAUGGGCUUCAUCGGCGGAGCCGUCGCAAUUUUCCAAUACGGUGCUGGACCAAACGGUGUUAUGCGUACGCUGGGCAAGUACAUGCUAGGCUCUGGGGCAACUUUUGGAAUGUUCAUGUCCAUCGGCAGUGUCAUCCGUACGGAAGGUCCAUACCACGAAGCCUGGCGUCGCGUGCACGCCAACCCUAUCAUCCUUCCUCGAGAGUCCCAAGAACGCCGAUAA
Messenger RNA from Talaromyces atroroseus, 318 nucleotides. RefSeq lists its product as hypothetical. Gene Ontology annotation, cellular component: TIM23 mitochondrial import inner membrane translocase complex. The transcript is spliced from 5 exons. Gene Ontology annotation, biological process: protein insertion into mitochondrial inner membrane; protein import into mitochondrial matrix. NCBI's taxonomy places the organism in Eukaryota, Fungi, Ascomycota, Eurotiomycetes, Eurotiales, Trichocomaceae. The record is from RefSeq and is a predicted model, not a curated record. The coding region runs from base 1 to 318 and encodes 105 amino acids.